Aspergillus oryzae RIB40 is the source of this 1467-nucleotide messenger RNA. Its product is annotated as glycosyltransferase family 2 protein. The record is from RefSeq and is a predicted model, not a curated record. NCBI's taxonomy places the organism in Eukaryota, Fungi, Ascomycota, Eurotiomycetes, Eurotiales, Aspergillaceae.
AUGAUUUCUGAAUAUGUCGGCGAGAUCGAAGAACUUCCACCUGACCCGCGAAUAUGGUCUGGAAAGCGAUACCGCAAGUAUCUCUACCAUACAGCCCAAGCGGCAAUAUGGACCUCCACUGUCUAUUACCCCAUUCGCUUACUUAUGAUUCUGCUGGAGGCUCAGCAAUCCUGGCCAAUGUGGUUAAUGUUGGCUGUGGAAGCUAUAUUUGGUCGCUUGUCUUAUCAAGAUCAGCGCCUCACCGUUGCGGCCGGUGGGGAACCUGAGCGCGGGCCGCGAAAAAGGCUACGGCUUCGGGGCAGCCACAACCUGCCACGAGUCGAUGUCUUGAUCCCCUGCUGCGGCGAGCCAGUUAGUGUAAUCUUGGACACCGUUCGCGCUGCCUGCACUAUGGACUACCCAGAGUCUCAGCUACGAGUGCUUGUCCUUGACGAUGGCGCUUCAACCCAGCUGCGUGAUGCUGUCUCGGAGUUGCACUCUAAAUGGCCUUAUCUCUUCUAUCACACACGCGGUAGGCAAUCUGGCCGAGUGUUUGCCAAAGCCGGAAACCUGAACUAUGCACUAUUCACUGUUCAGAAAGAUACUCCACCGGAGUUCUGUGCUAUUCUGGAUGCAGAUUCUAUCCCAAAGCCGGACUUUCUCAGAGCAACCCUUCCCCACUUGCUUCUAAGCCCCCAGACAGCGUUGGUUACUACCCGGCAAUAUUUUGACAACCUUCCUGCCGGGGACCCCCUCUCGCAAUCUCGCCUUCAUUUUUACACCUGCCAGAACGCCGAGCUAGACCGCUGUGGACGUGCGAUUGAUGCAGGGUCCGGGGCGGUGUUCCGGCGCAACGCAAUCAUUGAUGUUGGUGGGUAUCCUACCUUUUCAUUCUCAGAAGAUUGGCAGCUUUCCCUGAUAUUGCGGGGCAUGGGAUACCGUACUGUCCAAGUACAAGAGCCGCUGCAAUUCGGGCUUGUUCCCACAUCUCUCGAAGGGCACAUUGCCCAGAGAAACCGAUGGCACAUUGGUCAUUCCCAGCAACUGUUUACUUUACGGCCGCUGACCAGCAGUUCCAUACCACGCCACCUUCAGUGGAGCAUUGCAUGCGGUGGCUUGGCCAUCACUUUGGGAUUGGUAGGCCAUGUCAUUGGAUAUGGUGCUGUUCCGUGGCUUUUAAUGUCCCGGUCGCUGAUCCCCGCCUCUUCGUCCUUCCUGAUCAAGACUCAGGUAAUUCUGGGCUUGCUUCAUGUCUCUACCAUGUGGGCGUAUGGGUGGCUCCAGACUGCCCAUGCGGGGAUUCGAGGAUCCCCAUUUUCGCAGCUGGAAAACAGUUGGCUAGCUGGCGACUCUCUUGUCCCACAACGCCCACUGCGGCGCUUGUUAUCGCGUUGUCUGACACCGGCGGACUUCAUGAUGUUACCAACCCUUGCACUAUUCCUUGGGAGGACUAUUUUGAAUGCUCGGCAUGUUGUGAUGUCACACUAG